AUGACUCUAUGUUCAUUUCUUAUCUCUGUCAAUGAAUACAAUUUUCAGAUAGUCGUUAACGAACAAGAUGAUGACCAGAAACUAAGCUUGAUUAAAAUAAUUUCUGGCUAUCUAAAAAUAUUAGGUCCCAAUAUGAACAGUUUACUCUAUUCUUAUUCUCAUCUGAAGAGAUUCUCCUUGGCACUCAUCCAGACACUGGAAAUGGAUUGUUCUAGUGUCAAAAUUGUGGAAGAACAAACACAGAUUUUGGGCCAUGGAAACUGUACAAGAAAACGAUCCUGCUAUUAUCAUAAAGACAAGAAGACUGCUGCUGGAGAGGUUGAUGAUGAUGAUGACCUAUCCAAAAAUGAAGGAGAAAUGGACUGGACACCAGCUUCUCCUACAGAAAAUGAAAUGGAAAAUAUUGAAGAUGAAGAGAAGACAUUACCACCUAACCAUGUUACAAUCAUUGUUGAUGUAGAUCAUCUUCUCCCAAUGGUUCAUCAGUUAUGGACUCCAUUAUCACAAAGAUUCUCAGAUACAGAAAUUAUUGUGAGGAUAAAAGCCUUCCAAACAUUACUGAAUAUCUCUGUUGUCUGUGGCUCAUUUAUUAGAAAGCGUACAACCAAAGAAGUGUUUCCCAGAUUGUGCAACUUUCUUAAAUCACAGUCCAAACUUAAAUGUGACUCUUGGGAUCAACUGUAA
Acanthosepion pharaonis is the source of this 684-nucleotide messenger RNA. The record is from the annotation of a GenBank genome assembly. NCBI's taxonomy places the organism in Eukaryota, Metazoa, Mollusca, Cephalopoda, Sepiida, Sepiidae.